This is a messenger RNA of Arabidopsis lyrata subsp. lyrata, 1459 nucleotides long. RefSeq lists its product as uncharacterized. The record is from RefSeq and is a predicted model, not a curated record. The transcript has 2 exons. Bases 464 to 1210 code for a protein of 248 amino acids. NCBI's taxonomy places the organism in Eukaryota, Viridiplantae, Streptophyta, Magnoliopsida, Brassicales, Brassicaceae.
UUAAUUCAAAUAGAUCAAGACACUGAUUAGACAAAAUUUAUAUAUUUCUAUCUUCUGUUUUUUCUUGGAUAAUAACCUGGUGAGCUAUUCCACUUAGACGUUCAUUAAAAAAAUAUCCAAAAGAGUUCAACUCUCGAACUAGCUUCACACGCUUCGUGGCUUGUUACGUCAUUAGAUAUUAUAUGGUAGUUUUGUUUUGGAGAUAAACAGUAAGGGUUUUAUUCGUGAAAUAAGAAUAGUUCACGAGAUUUUUUGUAAAUAUUGCAAUAAAUAAAAAGUAGUGUACAGUUUCUCAACCCUCCCACCAACUCCACCAUAAAUAACACAUCUCUCUCCCAUCUCUUCUCUUCUCUGUGGAGGUUUGCAAACACCACCAAUCUUCUCUCUUCUUCUUCUUUUAUGUUUCUUCUUUUUGUUUUUGUUUUUUUUAAUUUAAUCUGAUCAAAGCCCUUCUCUCAAGAUCAUGCUUACCAAAAGAACCCAUCCCAUGAUCGGAAAGAUAUCGGACCUCCUCGUCCGUGUCAACCGAUCCACGGCUGCUCCUUUCUUCGACGUCUUGAUGACAAGCCCUAAAAGCCCACUUGAUUUCAAGAUUCUCCCUCAGAUAUCUCAGAGAAACAGUUCAAAGAGAUUCUACGAUGACAAUCUUGGUGGCUCUGUUGGUCUAGGGAUUGUAGCCGCGCUCGAGAACUCAAACACUCGUCGAAUCACGAGCGUUUGUAGAUCGGAACAGAACCAACCCGGCCGGUCUGAUCCGGUUCAGUUCAUGAGCCAUGGUGGAAGCACGGACGGAGAAGACGAGGAGAUGUUCAUAAUGGACGAGGAAGAUUACACGUUGGUGACAUGUCACCAUGGGCCUAGUGGAUCUUGUAGUACAAGGAUUUAUGACAAAGAUGGAUUUGAGUGUUUCUCAAGUAAGAUCAACGAUGAUCGUCGGGAAAGACUCUUCGUGGUCGAUGUCGUUACGGAAUCUCCAGAGAAUUCGCCAGAGUUUCAGGGUUUGGGUUUCCUCAAUUCAUGUUACUUGUGCAGGAAGAAACUUCAUGGUGAAGACAUAUUUAUUUACAGAGGAGAAAAAGCAUUUUGCAGCACCGAGUGUCGAUCGAGUCAUAUAGCAAAUGAAGAAAGGAAAGAGAGGUGUAGAUCAAAAUUCUCAACCUCUCCUUACACCGCCGGCCAAAUUUUCUCCACCGGAGUUCUAGUGACUUAGCCGGAGUUCUUUCUACAAUAUUAGGCAUAAACGUUUGGGGGGAUCGGGGGUAAAUAAAGUAAUUAGGCAUAAAUAAUCGGCAAAGAGAAAUAAAUUAGCAUAUAUAUACUAUGACAUGUAUGUCCAUAUUAUGGUGGAAACGAAACAACAUCGAGAAAUUUUGAUGAGGGGGGGAAUGAAAGUAGAGAGAGCUAAUUCUUGAUCGUUAAGCAUGGCGAGAAAUAGAAUAAUGCUCUUGUUUUUUUUUUU